GCUGCUGCCCUCCCUCCGUGCCCGCCCGCCGCUGCCGCUGCUUCAGCUUCCUUUCUGCCUCCCGGGAGCGCGAGGCCGGCUCGGCUGUGGAUGAUUAGAUAGCCCCCGCCGCCAGCCCCCCGUCCUCCCCGCAUCCAGCACGGACCCGACGGCGGCGGCGGCUGCAGCGAGAGGAGGAGGAGGCGGAAGAUGGCGGGACGGCUACCGGCCUGUGUGGUGGACUGUGGCACCGGGUAUACAAAACUUGGAUAUGCUGGAAAUACAGAACCACAGUUUAUCAUCCCUUCAUGUAUUGCUAUCAAGGAGUCUGCAAAAGUAGGAGAUCAAGCACAAAGGAGGGUGAUGAAGGGUGUUGAUGAUCUAGACUUCUUUAUUGGGGAUGAAGCAAUAGAAAAGCCAACUUAUGCAACAAAGUGGCCAAUCCGUCAUGGUAUAGUUGAAGAUUGGGACUUGAUGGAGAGAUUUAUGGAACAAGUGAUCUUUAAAUACCUACGGGCAGAACCUGAAGAUCAUUAUUUUCUUUUGACUGAACCUCCACUAAACACACCAGAAAACAGGGAAUAUACAGCUGAAAUUAUGUUUGAAUCCUUUAAUGUACCAGGCCUAUACAUAGCUGUACAGGCUGUCCUUGCCUUAGCUGCAUCUUGGACAUCAAGACAGGUAGGAGAGCGGACUCUGACUGGUACGGUUAUAGACAGUGGAGAUGGUGUCACUCACGUCAUUCCUGUGGCUGAAGGGUAUGUUAUUGGCAGCUGUAUCAAGCACAUUCCAAUUGCUGGGAGAGAUAUAACAUAUUUUAUUCAGCAGCUAUUGAGAGAACGAGAAGUAGGAAUUCCUCCUGAACAAUCCCUGGAAACAGCUAAGGCAGUGAAGGAACGUUAUAGUUAUGUCUGCCCAGAUUUAGUCAAAGAAUUUAACAAGUAUGAUACAGAUGGGUCAAAGUGGAUUAAACAGUAUACUGGAAUCAAUGCAAUCUCAAAAAAAGAAUUUUCUAUUGAUGUUGGUUAUGAACGGUUCCUGGGUCCAGAAAUUUUCUUUCACCCAGAGUUUGCUAAUCCAGACUUCACACAGCCUAUCUCAGAAGUAGUAGAUGAGGUAAUUCAGAAUUGUCCCAUUGAUGUCAGACGUCCUCUCUACAAGAAUAUUGUACUCUCUGGGGGUUCAACCAUGUUCAGGGAUUUUGGACGUCGACUACAACGAGAUUUGAAAAGAACUGUUGAUGCAAGACUGAAGUUAAGUGAAGAAUUAAGUGGUGGUAGACUGAAGCCUAAACCUAUUGAUGUGCAAGUCAUUACACACCACAUGCAGCGAUAUGCAGUAUGGUUUGGGGGAUCAAUGCUAGCUUCCACACCUGAGUUCUACCAAGUAUGCCACACCAAAAAGGAUUAUGAAGAAAUUGGACCUAGUAUUUGCCGCCACAACCCAGUGUUUGGGGUUAUGUCUUAAAAUUGACUUCAUAGUUAUAACAGUUAGGGAAGUGGGGAAGAGCUCAUCUUUCUGAUUUACCUGUUUUGUCUGGAUGGCUGAUAAGAUAGCAAACUGACUUGACAAGAAAAAGACCAAACAUAAUUCAACAGGAAUAUUUUAAUAAAUGUAUCAACAUACGAAUGUAGAAGAAAGCCAAAAUGAUUAAAAGUGUUUUCCUUUAGAUAAUAUUUGAAUCUGUGUGUAACAAAAAGAAAUGGGUUUUAGUUCUUUCUGUGACCAGAUAUUUUGUAUAUUAAUGGAUUAUCCAAGAUUUGAUGGAAUUUAAUGGUAUGUAGAUAGCUCUAUAAUGCUUGAAUUGUACACACCAAAGUGUACGAUGCAAGAGCUUGUUUAUAUUUCAUACUUUUUUAUACUUUGAGGAAAAAAUGUCAAAGAAAAACUGUCAUAUUUGAGGAAAAGAAAGACCAACUCUAAGGUAAAUUAAAAAAAAAAAGCCUCAUGACACUUGCUUACACACUCAUGUUAUCCUAGUUAUUAAAAUUUUCAACCAUCCAAAAAAAAAAUCUGGUUUUCUUUGCAAGUGCUUUUUGGAACUAAAGCUACUAUCUUGGAUUAACUGAUGCCUGCUAGUGCUUUCUGAAUGCUAUCAUUCUGUUUCCUGCUUUAAAAAAAAAAAAAAAAAAAAAAAAAAAAGUAAAGACAAGAUGUUGGACCAGUAUUGCAGUUAUGUAGUAUCAUUUCUAAUUUUAAAAAAAUCUGGAUAUCAAAAUUGGUGUAUAUAAAACCUAACACCAUUCCAAUAAAGACACAAAAUUUGUUUUGAUAUUUGUUUGAAGCUCUUCAAUCUCUUUAUAAGCUAAAUGAUAAAUUUUCUGAAGACCUCACAAUUAGCAGUUGGGUUAGCAAGAAUUUUUUUAUGUGCUUUGUACAAACAAGUAUGUAAUUUUAGAACUAAAAUAUUGACUGCUUUCAUUUUGAUAACUGCACCAACAUUUGAUAUUUUUAUUUGCAUAAUGAAUAUUCACAGUUUGAUUUUUUUUUUUUUUUCCUCCCAGUCACCAACUAACUAUCAUGCGAGUUAGAUUUUCUUGCAUUUUUAAAUCUCUGGAUCAUGCAAAAAAAAAAAAAAUAAAUUGAAACAACUACCUUUUCUAAUGUUUUUUAAAAAGCAAUAUAAUUUGAUUUUAUGUAUAUUAGGUGUAAUUUCUUCUACAUUCUAUGAAAUUGUGGAAAUCAAAAUCUUUAUAAUGUGUGUGUGUGGUGGGAAAAAUUAUCUUGAACUCAGUUAUACCUGUUAUGUACAAAAGACCAGAAGAGGGAAAUCUUUUAGACACUUUUUUGUUCAACAGUAUGAUUGCAUCAAUAAUGUCAAUAUUUGAACUGUAAAAUGUGUUAUCCUUGAAAAUAAUAUAUAGUUAGAACAUUAAAAUAAAUCUAUCCAAAAGAUGAAGACCAAUUUUUAAAAAAAGUUGCAGUAUGUUUUAGUCUAGGUUACAGAAUUUGGGAGCAAAAACUAGUUUUCAUUUGGAAUGAUUCUGAAAUGUGAGAAUUUGCUAAAUAUAUGUGAAACUUCAUUCUUUGAGAAUGGGAGUAAAUGCUAAUAGAAUGUUUGUCAUGUGUACUUUGUAGCAAUCAUUUUUCAAAGAUCAUGUGGUUUAGAAAUAAAUUGGAUAAACAAUGAAAAAAA
Molecule: messenger RNA, 3115 nt
Organism: Antechinus flavipes (yellow-footed antechinus)
Lineage: Eukaryota; Metazoa; Chordata; Mammalia; Dasyuromorphia; Dasyuridae
Gene: ACTR3
Product: actin related protein 3
Exons: 12
Coding region: 190-1446 (418 amino acids)
Biological process (GO): Arp2/3 complex-mediated actin nucleation
Cellular component (GO): Arp2/3 protein complex; actin cortical patch
Molecular function (GO): actin filament binding
Source: RefSeq, a predicted model, not a curated record